Cordyceps fumosorosea ARSEF 2679 is the source of this 1203-nucleotide messenger RNA. RefSeq names its product ligninase H2 precursor. Gene Ontology annotation, molecular function: heme binding; peroxidase activity. Gene Ontology annotation, biological process: response to reactive oxygen species; hydrogen peroxide catabolic process; cellular response to oxidative stress. The transcript has a single exon. Bases 1 to 1203 code for a protein of 400 amino acids. The record is from RefSeq and is a predicted model, not a curated record. Lineage: Eukaryota; Fungi; Ascomycota; Sordariomycetes; Hypocreales; Cordycipitaceae.
AUGAAGGCACCAACAAUAACCAUCGCCGCGGUGGCGCUGGCCAUGAGAGCAGCGGUGGCCUAUCCCGGCAUCAAGGACACCAUCGACCAAAUCAACAGCCGCGCGGCCGCAUCGCCGCCGAAUGCUUCUCCCGAGCUCAUCGGCGACCUCGAGCACCUCUCCGAGAGUAGUCUCACGCCCACCGGCAGCGCCAUCAAGCGCAUCCUGCUCGGCCAGCUCAACCCGCAGGACCUCGUCUCGACCUACACGCCUCCACCGAGAGACUCCUCAGCCUGUGCGGCCGACACCUGCUGCAUCUGGAAGUACAUCGCCGAGGAUCUCCACGCCGCCAUGGUCGGCACAGCCGGCCGCUGCAACAAGCUCGCACGCGGCGCCGUGCGACUCGGCUUCCAUGAUGCCGGCGGCUGGUCGCGCAGCACCGGACCUGGCGGCGGUGCCGACGGCUCCAUCCUGCUGGCCAAUGAAUGCGAGGAGCGCCGCGAGAACGGCGGACUGCUGCCCAUCUGCGCGCAGAUGCGCACCUGGUGGGCCAGCUACAAGCCCUACGGCAUCAGCCUCGCCGACCUCGUCCAGUUCGCCGCCGCCGUCGGCGCCGUCGCCUGCCCGCAGGGCCCGCGCGUGCGGUCCUUCGUCGGCCGCCGCGACAGCGCCGCGCCCGCGCCCCGCGGCAACCUCCCUUCGCCCUUCGCCUCCGCGGACGCCCUCCUGCGGCUCUUCGCCGACAAGACCCUCGGCGCGCGGGACCUCGUCGCGCUCCUCGGCGCGCACACCGCCAGCCGCCAGAUCACCGUCGACCGCAACCGCACUGGCGCGCCGCAGGACACCACCCCGGGCGUCUGGGACGCCGCCUUCUUCCGCGAGACGGCCGCUGCCACCGCGCCCGCCCAGGUCGUCCGCUUCCCGAGCGACACCAACCUCGCGGCGGACCCGCGCACCGCCGGCUGGUUCGGCGUGUACGGGCGCGCGCUCGGCCCCGCCCAGGCCCUGUGGAACGACGACUACGCCCGCGCGUACGUCCGGCUGUCGCUGCUCGGCGUCGCCAACGUCAACGACCUCACCGAGUGCACGCACGCGCUGCCGCCGGCGACGGGGCCCGGGUUUGCGAGCCCGGACGCGGAGCAGAUGGCGCGGUUCGCCAGGGGCGAGCUGGCGGGAGCGGCGGUGGACGCAGCAUUGGAGGAGGGAGAUUUGCUGCCGCAAUAA